AUGGACCAAAUAGAGCAUAAAUUGGUAAAAGUGAAUGGGCUAAAGCUCCAUAUAGCUGAAAUUGGAAAUGGGUCUUCUCCAGUAGUGUUGUUCUUGCAUGGUUUCCCUGAGAUAUGGUAUUCUUGGAGGCACCAGAUAGUUGCUGUGGCUAAUGCUGGUUUCAGAUGCAUUGCACCCGAUUACAGAGGUUAUGGACUAUCCGACCCGCCACCCCAACCCGAGAAAACCACAUUCUCUGAUUUCAUCAAUGACUUGAUUGCUCUCCUUGAUGCUCUUGGCAUUUCUAAAGUAACUCUAGUUGCUAAAGAUUUUGGUGCUAAGCUGGCUCAGAUAGUGGUUCUUUUACACCCUGAACGAGUCACAGGAGUCGUCACAUUGGGUUCCCCUUUUACACCUUUAGGUCCUCGGAAAUUUCUCGAGGCCCUUCCAGAAAGCUUGUAUAUUUCGAGAUGGCAGGAACCAGGAAAGGCCGAAGCUGAUUUUGGCAGACUUGAUUUUAAAACAGUUUUACGCAACAUAUACAUCCUCUUCUCCAGAAAUGACAUACCAAUAGCAGCACCUAAUCAGGAGAUAAUGGAUUUAGUGGAUUCAUCAACCCCUCUACCCCCUUGGUUCUCUGACGAAGACCUUUCAGCCUAUGGUGCUCUCUAUGAGAAAUCUGGAUUCCGAACUGCAUUGCAGGUUCCUUAUAGGUCGCUGAAUGAAGAGUUUAACAUAUCAAACCAAAUAAUUGAGGUUCCAGCACUGCUAAUCAUGGGGGAAAAGGACUAUACCUUGAAAUUUCCAGGAAUUCAGGACUAUAUAAGAAGUGGACGGGUGAAAUGCUUCGCGACCAAUUUGGAGAUAGUGUACUUGCCAGAAGGUUCCCACUUUGUUCAAGAGCAAUUACCAGACCAGGUCAAUGAGCUAAUACUCAAGUUUCUCAAAAGUCAUUCUUAA
Lycium ferocissimum is the source of this 939-nucleotide messenger RNA. RefSeq lists its product as uncharacterized. NCBI's taxonomy places the organism in Eukaryota, Viridiplantae, Streptophyta, Magnoliopsida, Solanales, Solanaceae. The record is from RefSeq and is a predicted model, not a curated record. The coding region runs from base 1 to 939 and encodes 312 amino acids. Gene Ontology annotation, molecular function: hydrolase activity. The transcript is spliced from 4 exons.